Molecule: messenger RNA, 5474 nt
Organism: Rhineura floridana
Lineage: Eukaryota; Metazoa; Chordata; Lepidosauria; Squamata; Rhineuridae
Gene: PHLDB1
Product: pleckstrin homology like domain family B member 1
Exons: 23
Coding region: 758-4861 (1367 amino acids)
Biological process (GO): regulation of microtubule cytoskeleton organization
Cellular component (GO): basal cortex
Molecular function (GO): protein binding
Source: RefSeq, a predicted model, not a curated record
AGACGUUUGGGGGAUCCUGGUUCUUUGCCCUCUUUUUUCAAAGAGGUGUUGGAUUCAAUGCUGAAUCUGCUGGAAGAGCCACCAACACAAAAGCGUCUCUUGAAAGAACAAGGGCAACUGAGCAGCGUAUCUCAAGAGCCCUAGAUGGUACCCGGAUUAUCAUCAUUAGCACAGCAUCCUCCCAACAACCCUGCAGGCAGGCUAGUAUCAUGGCUGCCUUCCCCACAGCAACGUUGAGCCACAGAGCCGCCAUUAGCAAGCCUAGUCAAGGCAGAACAUGGGGGAAGCGGCCGGCGGGUUCCAGCCUCAGCCUCGCGGGGCGCCCUCAGCCGCUACCGACUUGCAUGGACGCGCAGCCAAGCCCGGCUUACAGCUCCCUCGUUGCCGGAGGGCCCAGCGUUUCUGCCGUCCGAUGCCUGCUGAACGGACCGGGCCCUGCUGGGAAAGGCCCUUUGCUGCGGUCUGCUCUGGUCCCCCCGCCUGCCCACCCGUGCCGGCGAUGGGAAAGUGGGGGAGGCGGGGAUCCCCCCUCUUCCUCCGCCUGAGACCCCAAAGUGGCCCGCCCCGGCGGCAGCAGCAACGGCGCCCCCCCCCGCCUUCCUUGCCAGGCUUGCGCGACGGAGAGGAGGAGGAGGAGCCGCCCCCUGAAUAGACCCGCCAGCUGGGGCCGGGCUUGGCACCGCCGGGGCGGGGAAGGCGCGGCUAGCCGGGAUCGGGCGCGCAGGGACACGGCUGCACGACGGCGGCGGCCGGGUGCAUGAUCUGCCUGGGCCAGUCGACCUUCCUUCGGUUCAACCACCCGGCUGAGGCUAAGUGGAUGAAAAGUAUGUUUCCCGGUGGGGGGCAAAGCCCUGCAGCCCAGCGUGGACCCAUAGCAGAGGCGCAGAGGCUGGUGAACGGCAACCAGGAGAUGGCCGCAGCCUCCCGCCGCAGCCACAGCGCCCUGGUCAGCUCCAUUGAGCAGGACUUGCAGGACAUCAUGGACUCCCUCGUUCUGGAGGAUGAAGGGGGCUCCUCCAAGCAACUCCGCCCCCCCAGCAGCAACAGCAGCAGCAGUGCUCCAUCGCCAGACUCCUCUGUGGUGAACGGCAGGGGGGGGCGCUUCCUGCUGUCCCCACCCCAGAGCCCCGGUGCCAUGUCUGUGGGGUCCAGCUAUGAAAACGCCUUGCCUCCGUUCUCUCCUCUCUCCUCCCCGGCCAGCAGCAGCAGCUGCGCCAGUCACUCGCCGGGCAGCAAGGAGCAGGGCCCUGCCAUCCCCCCGGUGGUGCCCGUCCGCUCCUCCAGUUACAACCACACCUUGUUAACUCCCCCUGGUGGGCUGAGCCUGGACCCGUCAAGCAGCACUGGAGGUCCAAGCCCCGCACGAGAGUCAGGAAGUCCGAGGAUGGCGCGGAGGGCCACGCAGGAGCCCCCCUGCAGCCCCCCACCCAGCCGCAGAGCUCGGCCUUCAGUGGAGAGUCCUCGCCCAGGCCUCUGCAGCUCACCUCUGCCUGCGCUCUCCAUCACCCUGAGCGAGACUCUGCCAGGAAGCCCUCGGGCACACCCACCCACCAGCCCGUGCUUGGCAGCCAAGUUCCAGUCGCCCUCCGCUCCACGGACCAAGGGGGCAGCUCUACAGGAGAGGCCCCCCAGCCCCUUCCGGGAUGGCCCCACCAGCUCUUCUCGCCAAGGCCUGGGAAAAGGCUUCCUGGCUGCGGAGCCUGCAGGAUUUGUGCCUAGCAGCCCGCCAGGCCGGGCACUGCAGCCCCCUGAGAGCCCCCGACUCGCCAAGCGGUCACUGGAGAGCAUGCGGCAGCUGCCCCCCCUCAGCCCCACCCUGUCCCGCCGAGCAGCAUUGCCAGCCACCCAGAGCGGCCCCUCACCGGUGCAGGCCAGAGCCACUGAGGCCCCCAGCACCUGGCGCAGGGAACCGCUGGAGGACCUUCCGGCUGCCCCCUCCUCCUGCCUGCGGGGCCACAGCCCCUCGCCCACCCCGCUCGCCCCAGAGCCUGUUCCGCGCAAGCCCAGCCGCACAACGGGCCUGAGCCCUGCCUACAGCCUGGGCUCUCUGACCUCGGCCUCACCACACCAGAGCCCUCGCUUGCACCGCAAGCUGUCCGGGGGGCUGGAUCUGCCCCUGGGAGGGGCCCUGCGGGAGAGGAAGCACAGCAUCUCCGAGCUGAGCAGCAAUGAGGGCGACCUGCGGGAGUUCCACCGCUGGCAGCGCCAGGAGCGGCUCCGAGAGCAAGAGAUGGAGCGGUUGGAGCGGCAGCGGCUCGAGACCAUCCUCAGUCUGUGUGCCGAGUACACGCGCGGCGAUGGCGAUCCGGGCCGCGAGCCCAGCACCUUCCUCAGCGUUGCCGAGGGCACGGCCCAGUCUGGGAGGAGGUCUUCCAAGGGCUCCCUCGGACUUGCACGAGGCAAAGAGCAGCUAGCGGGACCCUUGGGCCUGCGGGAGAGGGAGGGCCUGGAGCUCGCGGAUGAGGACCGCCUGAAAGAGGAGAGCAGCAGCACUGAGAGCGCCAGCCAGGAGCAUGAAGAGCCACACAGCACCAAAGCCAGCCAGGAGGCGGCCCUUUUGGAGGAGGAGCGCGCCCGGGUCCUGGCUACCGUCGAUCAGCUCAAGAGUCGCGCCAAAGAGCUGGAGCAGCAGCUGCAAGAGACAACCCAGGAGGCAGAGAUGGAGCAGGCCCUCCUGCAGGGUGAGCGUGAGGCAGAGCUGGUCCAGCUGCAGCAGGAGCAGAAGGCGGCACAACAGCUGCAGGAACGGGUGUCUGGUCUGGAUGCUGCCAUCCACCGGGAGCGGGAGAAGGAGAGAGCAAAGGUUGCUGCUGAAAGGAAGGAACUUGAGAGACGGCAGGCCCUUUACUCUGAGCUCAAGAGCCAGCUUGAUAACUGCCCUGAGUCAAUGCAGGAGCAGUUGCAGGACCAGAUGGAAAGGGAAGCAGAGGCCCUGGAGGCAGAGGUGAAGCUGUUUGAGGACCUGGAGUUCCAGCAGCUGGAGACGGAGAGCCACCUGGAGGAGGAGCGUGAGGUGCUCAGCCAGCAGCUCCUGCUCAGCACAGCGGAGGGCCGCCGCAGCCUGGCACGGAGGAAGGAGCGCCUGGCCACGCUGGAGAGCCAGGCCCAGCAGAUCAGGCUGCAGGCUGCGCGGGAGGUGGACCGGCUGGGCAGAGAGAGAAGCACCGCCUUGCAGCUGCUGCAGAAGGAGAAGGAGACCCUCCUUGUGCUGGAGAGGCGGUACCAGGAACUCACUGGGGGCUGCCGCUUCCCCAAGGCCUCUACAGCCCUCCGAGAGGAGGGGACUGACUCUGCAAGCCCACUCUGUGGAGCUGCUUCUUCCACCCAGCCAUGCCCAGGGAGGCCAGAGGAGUACCUGAGGCCACCUGGCGUUGUUUUCCCCUUUUGUAGCCGAGGGCCAGAGGCCAACGCCCCGCCUGCCGUCCCUCCACCUCUGCCCCCACUCUCCUACGAGUACGUGACCACUGACCAGCUAGCUGUGAUUCUGGGCAGCGUCAGGGUGGCCGUAGGGCUUGCCCACCCCCCCAGCCCCCCUGUUGCAGACCCAGCUGCUUCUGCUCUGCCGGCACGGCUCAGCUCCUCCAGCUGUGCCCAGGUCUAUCGCUCCAAGAUGGACGGCAGCAGCUCCAGCAGUUUGGCUUGGUCAAAAGGCAGAAGCUCCUCCUCACAGGUCAACAUGGCGGCUCUUGGACGCAGCCCCUCGCCCAAGAGCUGCCUGCCCCCCCAAAAUGGCACCAGCAGCCUCCCUCGGAAUCUGGCCAGCACCCUGCAGGAUAUUGAGAGCAAGCGCCAAUGGGCCCUCCAGCAAAAGGGGCAGCAGGUGAUUGAGGAGCAGCGGAGGCGCUUGGCCGACCUGAAGCAGAAGGCGGCGGCUGAGGCUCAGUCCCAGUGGGAAGCCCUGCAUGGCCAGCCCCUUUGCCCCCCUCCGUACUCCUCCCCCCUCAUGCACCACUCCAUCCUCCAUCACCAUCCACCGGGGGGCCUGGGCCUGCGUGCCAACGACCCAGAGCACGCCUACGACACCCUCAGCCUGGAGAGCUCCGACAGCCUUGACACCAACCUCUCCACCAGUGGCAACUCUGCCUGCUCCCCUGACGACGUCUCCAGCACCAGCGGGGCUGACGCAGGGAAGAUCAAGGAGAUGGAGAAAAUGCUGACAGAGGCCCACGCAGAGAAGUCCCGCCUGAUGGAAUCACGGGAGGAAGAGAUGGCACUGCGUCGACAGGCCCUGGAGGAUGAGCGCCAGCGGCGGGAGCAGCUGGAACGGCGGCUACAGGAUGAGACCGCGCGGCGACAGAAGCUCAUUGAGAAGGAGGUCAAGAUGCGAGAAAAGCAGUUUGCCCAGGCUCGCCCUCUGACCCGCUACCUGCCCAUCCGGAAAGAAGACUUCGACCUGCGCUCACACAUUGAGUCGUCUGGCCACAGCGUGGACACCUGCAGCCACAUCAUCCUCUCCGAGAAGAUGUGCAAAGGCUACCUGGUCAAGAUGGGGGGCAAAAUCAAAUCUUGGAAGAAGCGCUGGUUUGUUUUCGACCGCCUGCGGCGCACUCUCUCCUACUACGCAGACAAGCAUGAGACAAAGCUCAAGGGCCUCAUCUAUUUCCAGGCCAUUGAGGAGGUUUAUUAUGAUCACCUCAGGAGCGCAGCCAAGAAGGGGCUCUUCUCUCUCAGCCUGGCCAGUCACCUAGCAGGCUUUCUCCCUGCCCCCUUCAGUGGAGAGAGUCCCAACCCCGCCCUCACCUUCUGCGUCAAGACCCACGACCGCCUCUACUAUAUGGUGGCACCAUCAGCAGAGGCCAUGCGCAUCUGGAUGGACGUCAUCGUGACCGGCGCAGAAGGCUACACGCAGUUCCUGAACUGAUGAGGGGCUGAAAUGUGGACCCUGGGACCUGCUGCCUUUUUCAUAGCAGGGCAGGGAGGAAGGGGUGCCAGCCAGCCAGCCUUUGCUUGAAGCUCACAGCCCUCCAGGAGGCUGCCCUGGGACUGCUGUGAGCCUCUUCCCAGCACUCCAUCACUGCCACAGCUGCAGAAGGGCAACUCCUGUUGCCUGGCCUGGCCAAAGAUCUCAUGCCCCCACAGCAGAAGUGCGCAGCUCUGCCCGUGCAGCUCCUGUGAAAAGUGCAAGGGCAGCCGGCAGGGGAGGUGCCUGUCUGAGCUUAGCCCAGUUUUCAUCCUCCUGCAGCCUGACUGCAGGGGCUGUACGGAGAGAAGUGUUGGGGGUACACUAAAUCCACCACCCUGUGCCUUGCUUUUUUUUGGGGGGGGGGAGAAGGAUCUAGCACACAUACUUUGCCUAGUCCAGUGCUCAAAGUAUAGUGUUGCUAGCUGAUGGGCCCAGCCCCCCCCAGGGGGGAAGGGCCCCCUCUUUCCACCCUACCAUUGCCCAGAAGAGAGGAGGGGUGGCCUCAGUAGUGACUUUUAUCUCUUAAAAAAACAACAGCGCCAGCAAUUUUGGUGAGGCUGCUUGGAGGGGG